Acanthoscelides obtectus is the source of this 1386-nucleotide messenger RNA. The record is from the annotation of a GenBank genome assembly. NCBI's taxonomy places the organism in Eukaryota, Metazoa, Arthropoda, Insecta, Coleoptera, Chrysomelidae.
GCGGCACGUGACUAGCUAUUUAGUUGUUCAUUCGUCUUUUGGCAAGCAUUUGUCAAAAAGAGCUUCGUCGACCAAUCUUGGUAAUACCACCCAAACAUCCCUUUUCUCACAGCAUUUUGACAAAACAUAUUUUGUCAAACAAAUCAACCUAAAAAUUCAAAACAGCAAAUCAUCUUGGGUUUCUAAUAUUAAGCUGAAAAUACGAGAUUAAAAAAUGAGUUCUAUUGGCACAGGAUAUGAUUUAUCCGCAUCACAAUUCUCCCCCGAUGGAAGAGUAUUCCAAGUGGAAUAUGCUAUGAAAGCCGUAGAGAAUAGUGGAACAGUUAUAGGUCUCAAGGGCACUGAUGGAAUUGUACUUGCCGCAGAAAAACUCAUCCUUUCCAAAUUGCAUGAACCUAAUACCAACAGAAGAAUUUACAAUGUCGAUAGAAACAUUGGCAUGGCAUUUUCUGGUCUGAUAGCAGAUGCUCGUCAGAUUGUGGAAAUAGCUAGAAAGGAAGCAGCAAACUACAGAGCACAGUAUGGCGUUAGCAUACCCUUGAAGUACUUAAAUGACCGUGUAAGUAUGUAUAUGCAUGCUUACACCUUAUAUAGUGCAGUCAGGCCUUAUGGAUGCAGUGUUAUCUUAGCUAGCUAUGAAGACAAAGAACCUAACAUGUAUCUGAUUGAUCCAUCUGGAGUCAGCUAUGGCUAUUAUGGAUGUGCUACUGGAAAAGCUAAGCAGUCUGCUAAGACUGAAAUUGAGAAACUUAAGCUUGGCCAGAUGACUUGCAGAGAACUUGCAAAAGAAGCUGCAAAAAUCAUCUAUACAGUACAUGAUGAGCUAAAAGAUAAGAACUUUGAAUUGGAGCUAUCUUGGGUAUGUCAGGAGAGUGAUGGAUAUCAUGUCAGAGUACCAGAUUCAGUGUAUGCUGAUGCAGAAAAAGCUGCAAAACAAGCCAUGGAAGCUGAUUCUGAAUCAGACACUGAAGAUAUGUAAGGUUUAUUGUUUUAGGUCACACUCUGAAUUGUAUUGCAUAAUUAAACAUUUUCUACUUAGAUUAGUUUCUGUAUUCCCUCAUGUCCUUAUGAAGACAGUAAUUUUUAAAGGUAUAUACUUAAAAACUUUAUUAGGGUAUGGGAUAGGUACAUGCUUUCUAUAAAAUAUUAUUUUACCUUGCCGGUUGUUAUGACUUAAUCAUUUUUAUUUAUAUUAACACAAAUUUUAUUUUGUAGAACAUUUCAAGUCUUAAAAUUUUUUGCAUUCCUGAAUUUUCCAUAUCCAUAAGUUAUGGAAUGAAUAAAUGGAACAUAAUACUGUAAAAAUAAUUAUUACAUAUUAUAUUACUUUAUAAACUACAUGUUCCUAAAAUACUCAUGUAAGGUACACUUAUCUUUAAAGUUGCC